Messenger RNA from Suillus discolor, 1014 nucleotides. RefSeq lists its product as uncharacterized. Bases 1 to 1014 code for a protein of 337 amino acids. The record is from RefSeq and is a predicted model, not a curated record. The transcript is spliced from 6 exons. NCBI's taxonomy places the organism in Eukaryota, Fungi, Basidiomycota, Agaricomycetes, Boletales, Suillaceae.
AUGUCUUUCAUCAGGACUUCUUCAAACCCCCUUGUUCUUCAUGGCCAACAUUUUGGUCGAACUGUUUUUGCCCUGUGUAACUAUCCUGCCCUUCUUACGGCCGGUAUACUCCGACUGGAAGAAUUACAGGAUACUCCCAUCGAUGAUUAUCCAGCAGAUGUUCGACGCGAACACAGAGUUUUCAUGGAACUAAUAGAUUCAUACCCUGGUCUUUUGGAUCGCCUGACGAAUGGCGAGGAGGAGGAUGUCAUCCAUGUGGGAGAAUUGCUGGGCAAAGGAGCUUCUGGUGCGCGAGGCGAUGAUACCAAGACCCUUAAAUCUGCCAUUCUCGAAUGGCUUGUGCCCAGAGGACAGGCUGUCAUACCACCUCUCUCCCGGAACAUCAAGUCUGACCGCAGGUUUAACCAUGAAAUCACUGGUAGGUUGCUUUGCCCAGCAGGCCUCGACUGGUCACAUGCAGAAACCAAGCAGAGUCUUAAGAGUGGAGAAACUGCGGUUUGUGGUGACCAGUGGCCUAUAUUCUUGUAUGCUGGGUAUGAGUAUGAUCCAGAAGAUCCCUGGAAAGGCUUACUCAGGAGCGAGAUACUGAUCUUUGGUUUCAAACAUGUUUUUACAUCUCCAAGCUUGGUCGAUAAGGAGCCAAAGGCCACACGCUCUGGCAACACUUACCUGCAUGGUAUGAAAUAUGUGACUCGAGGAUCCUUAGCUUAUGUUGCAACGCAGGUUCGGUUUUCAUUAAGUUCGUCAUCCGUGUUUUCACGUACCGACACGGUCACGGACUCCAAAAACUUUUAUCAUAGUAUUCUUGACUUAUUGGAAGAUCCUGAUGAAAGUGAGGAAGUGACUGAUCUAAUGACGUGGUGGACCCGGUUUGUGACCUCAUCCGCUUCAAUUUCCAAGUUAACACUUGUUAUAGUCGGAUUUUUCCAAAUUCUUCUUCGUCACAGCGCACUAUCAAAGAUUCAGGAAAAACGCGCUGCCCUGCAGGAACGAGUUACUACCAACACCAAUUAG